Oncorhynchus masou masou (cherry salmon) is the source of this 1118-nucleotide messenger RNA. RefSeq names its product COP9 signalosome complex subunit 2-like. Gene Ontology annotation, cellular component: COP9 signalosome. Gene Ontology annotation, biological process: protein deneddylation. Bases 65 to 1000 code for a protein of 311 amino acids. The transcript has 6 exons. The record is from RefSeq and is a predicted model, not a curated record. NCBI's taxonomy places the organism in Eukaryota, Metazoa, Chordata, Actinopteri, Salmoniformes, Salmonidae.
GAAACGUAACAAUACGGAAGAGUAGGAAAAGGGACCAGUUCAAAGGAAUCACGAUUCCUCUCUCAUGUUCACGCUGCGCAGCAAGGCAUUCACGGCGGAUGACGUAGAAGCGCUAGUAUCUUUGCUACGACUGUCUGCUGCCACUAGCAAGGUUGCUAUUGAUCUAGCUAGCUUCGUAGUAAAGAUGUCUGAUAUGGAAGAUGACUUCAUGUGCGAUGAUGAAGAGGAUUAUGAUCUGGUAAACUCCUCAGAAGAAUACUCAGAGGACAGCAACUCUGAGCCCAAUGUUGAUUUAGAGAAUCAAUACUACAAUUCAAAGGCUCUGAAGGAGGAUGACCCCAAAGCAGCUCUCAUCAGCUUCCAGAAGGUCUUAGAGCUGGAGGGUGAGAAAGGAGAAUGGGGUUUCAAGGCCUUGAAACAAAUGAUUAAGAUUAACUUCAAACUGACAAAUUUCCCUGAAAUGAUGAACAGGUACAAGCAGCUGUUGACAUACAUCCGGAGUGCAGUUACAAGAAACUAUUCUGAAAAAUCCAUCAAUUCCAUCCUUGAUUAUAUCUCAACGUCAAAGCAGAUGGACUUGCUGCAAGAGUUUUAUGAAACAACGUUGGAUGCAUUAAAGGAUGCCAAAAACGACAGGCUUUGGUUUAAAACCAACACUAAACUUGGGAAGUUGUACCUGGAGAGAGAAGAGUAUGGUAAGCUUCAGAACAUCCUGAGGCAGCUGCACCAGUCCUGUCAGGUGAAGAAACACUCAUCAAUGCAAUCAGAGGUUUUCACAGAGGUCUUUACAGAGGUUUUACCACCAAAUCUAAUUCAGCAUUAUAACAUCAUAAUGAAAACAUUCUUGUGUGUUCUUAGUGACAAUAGAUCAUUGGAAUUAUAUUGUACGAUUGUAGCCUGGUCUGAGAUCUGUUUGUACUGUUUAGACAACUCCUGUGGUCGUUGUCGUGAACACAGGAGGCAAGAGAUCACAAACAGACCUGACGCUGGGCUAGUAUGAUUGUGGAAUCAUUCUGGAAAUCUAGAAUGCCCUGUUCGUCCUCAAGUGUCUGUGUGAAAUUAUCUCUCAAGUAUUUGUUCCAUGUUCUGUCUUGGUGUAUAGACGGAUGAUUAGUAGU